AUGAUAACCAAUUUUAACGGAAAUGAAAAUAAAAAAAAAGUUUUAAUAUCAUUCGAUUCAUUCAAAGAUUGUUUAAGUUCAUUCGAAAUUGGAAAGUGUGCUGAUAAAUCAUUAAAAGAAAAAUAUAGUGGUGGUAGUGGUAGUGAUGAAAAACAGAUUGAAACAGAAAUUUUAAAAAUUAGUGAUGGUGGUGAAGCAUUACUCGAAUGUUUAGAAUCAAGUUUAGGUUUAAAGUUGGUUGAAAUUGAUACUAAGGAAUAUUCAAUAAUUGGACCAUUAGGAACUCAAAUUGAAAAACCAUUUGUUCAUUAUGCAGUAAAUGAACAAGAGAAAUAUGCAGUCAUUGAAAUGGCAGAAGUUAGUGGUAUUCAAUUGGUUCCAACCUCAAAACGUAAUCCAUUCAAUACUACUACCUAUGGUACAGGUCAAUUAAUCAAACAUGCCAUCGAAAUUGGUGGUUAUAAAACAAUUUAUAUUGGUGCAGGUGGUUCUGCAACAAAUGAUGCUGGUUUAGGUGCAUUACAAUCUUUAGAUGUGAUCGAUAUUAUUUAUAAUAAUAAUAAUAAUAAUAAUAAUAAUAAUAAUAAUAAUAAUAAUAAUAAUAAUAAUAAUGAAAAUAAUAAUAUAUUAUUUGGUAAAGAUUUAAAUAAAAUUAAAGAAAUUAAAAUAAAGAAUAAAUUUAAAUUUAAAGAUGUUUUAUUUUAUUUUUUAACAGAUGUUAGAAAUGUAAUGAUUGGAGAGAAGGGUGCAGUUUAUAGUUUCUCUGAACAAAAAGGAGCGAAAACAAAAGAGGAUAAAGAAAUAUUAGAGAAAGGAAUGAUCAAUGUUUUAAAUCAUUUACCAGUGGAUAUAUCAAUGAUUGAAGGCUCUGGUGCUGCUGGUGGUUUACCAAGUAGUUUUCUUUCAAUUUUCAAUGAAUCAACUCAAAUCAUUAAUGGCAUGGAUUUCGUUUGUAAAUCCUAUGGUUUAGAUGAGAAGUUUCAAUCAAAUCAAAUUAAACUUAUAAUCACAGGUGAAGGUUGUUUUGAUGAAACUACUUUAGAUGGUAAAGUUGUUUCAAAAAUGUAUUAUUACUCAAAAACAUUCAAUUGCAAGUUAUUAAUUAUAUGUGGUAAAAAUAAUUUAUUAAAAUCAUCAUCAUCAUCAUCAUCAGCAUCCAAUUCAUUCCCAAAUGAUUCAAAUAUUCAAAUCUAUGAUUUAGUUUCACUAUUUGGUAUUGAAAACUCAUUAAAUAAUACCAAACAUUGUAUUGAAACACUAUUUAAACAAAAUGAAAAUUUAACAAUGUUUUUAAAUAAAAUUAUAUUAUCAUAA
Messenger RNA from Dictyostelium discoideum AX4, 1314 nucleotides. RefSeq lists its product as hypothetical. NCBI's taxonomy places the organism in Eukaryota, Evosea, Eumycetozoa, Dictyosteliales, Dictyosteliaceae. The record is from RefSeq and is a predicted model, not a curated record. The transcript has a single exon. Gene Ontology annotation, molecular function: glycerate kinase activity. The coding region runs from base 1 to 1314 and encodes 437 amino acids.